Molecule: messenger RNA, 633 nt
Organism: Cottoperca gobio
Lineage: Eukaryota; Metazoa; Chordata; Actinopteri; Perciformes; Bovichtidae
Gene: fgf19
Product: fibroblast growth factor 19
Exons: 3
Coding region: 1-633 (210 amino acids)
Molecular function (GO): growth factor activity
Source: RefSeq, a predicted model, not a curated record
AUGCUACUGCUCGUGGUCACCGUAUCUGUUACCAAUAUGCUUUUUGCUGUUGGAGUUGUUUGCAUGCCGCUGUCGGACCAAGGCCCCCACAUCGCGCACAACUGGGGACAGUCGGUCCGGCUCAGGCACCUGUACGCCGCCCGGCCGGGAAUGCACCUACUGAUCAGUGGGGAUGGACAGAUUCACGGGUCUGCGCACCAAACUCCAUACAGCCUGCUGGAGAUCCGUCCAGUGGAUCCAGGCUGUGUUGUCAUCAAGGGAGUAGCAACGGCACAGUUUCUCUGCAUAGAAGGCGAUGGCAGACUAUACUCAUCGCACACCUACAGCAGAGACGACUGCACCUUCAGAGAGCAGAUCCUGCCGGACGGGUACAAUAUCUACGUCUCUGACAGACACGGAGCCCUGCUCAGUCUUGGAAACCCCAGGCAGAGGCUGCAAGGUCGAGACCGAGGCGUGCCGGCUCUGGCCCAGUUCCUCCCCAGGAUCAAUAACCUGGAUCAGGUCUCGUCUCCUGGACUGGACGUCGCUGACCAGCCAGGACAGAGAACACAAACAGAAGAACCUGUGGACACGAUGGCCUCGUUUGGAAAGCUCUCUCAGAUCAUUCAUAGUCCCAGCUUCCACAAGAGAUGA